This is a messenger RNA of Colletotrichum orchidophilum, 927 nucleotides long. RefSeq names its product WW domain-containing protein. Gene Ontology annotation, molecular function: protein binding. The coding region runs from base 1 to 927 and encodes 308 amino acids. Lineage: Eukaryota; Fungi; Ascomycota; Sordariomycetes; Glomerellales; Glomerellaceae. The transcript has a single exon. The record is from RefSeq and is a predicted model, not a curated record.
AUGGCGUCAGACUCUCCGCAAACCGCCUCCCCGCGCAAGGCUGAGCAGGAACAAAGCAGACCGACCGAUGAUGCUUCCAACCUUAAGCAAGAGUCUACCGAAAAUAAAUCGACUCCUUCUGAAGGCGACGACAAUAAUAACAACGGCGACAGCAACACCUCGCGACGAGAUUCGAGCUCUCCAGAGUCGGGCGAGGCCAGCUCAAUUGGCUCUCCCGCACUUGCCGACGCCCGCGAUGACCAUCCUGCCUCUCCUACCAAUGCGCCACCGCUCCCCAACGAGGCGCCGCCACUGCCCUCGGGAACUCCUCCAGCGACAGAAGAUGACGGCUGGGACUUUCAGUGGGAUCCGACAUCUCAGGCAUACUUCUUCUACAAUCGCUUCACGGGCGCGUCACAAUGGGAUAACCCUCGCGUGCCUUCAAAUCCAGCGACCGCCGGCGCAACUGUAGUACCGGCAGCCCCAGCAGCACCGGGCACGACCGCGAUCGCGAACGCGAACGCGACACCCUCGGGCCCUCCUCCCCUACCGACGAACGAUGCUCCCCCAGCCGGCGGCUACAAUCCAGCCAUUCACGGCGACUACGACCCGAACGCGUGGUACGCUAAAGGCAGCUCAGCCGAGGAGGACGAGGCGAACCAGACGUCCUCUGCGGUCAACGAAUACGGCGCGACCGCUCAGUUCAACCGCUUCACCGGCCAGUUCCAGACCCUGGACGAUGGCCCCGACCGCCAUACGGACGAAGCCAAGAGCCGGCGACAGAUGAACGCCUUCUUCGACGUCGACGCCGCGGCUAACUCGCACAACGGCCGGAGCCUCAAGGCCGAGCGCAGCGGCAAGAAGCCCAGCAAGUCGGAGCUCAAGCAAUUCAAGGAGAAGAGGCGGGCGAAGAAGGAAGAGAAGCGGAGGGCUUGGUUGCGGGAUUGA